Messenger RNA from Didymosphaeria variabile, 1788 nucleotides. RefSeq lists its product as uncharacterized. Bases 1 to 1788 code for a protein of 595 amino acids. The transcript has 2 exons. The record is from RefSeq and is a predicted model, not a curated record. NCBI's taxonomy places the organism in Eukaryota, Fungi, Ascomycota, Dothideomycetes, Pleosporales, Didymosphaeriaceae.
AUGCGACUAAUCGAUGUCGACACACUCGAGAUCAAGACCUUCAGCGAGCAAGAUGUCCCGCAGUAUGCAAUCUUAUCGCACACGUGGGGGCCAGAUGAGGUCACAUUCCAAGAAAUGUCUCUGAUCACGCGCAUGCGCUCCACAUCUCAAGUCUUCAGCAGUCAAAGAUCAGACUAUUCUGAGGAUGGUGACGUUGACAAGGUCUAUGACUCUGGCGCGAUAAUGGUAGCUAUGGAGAUGCUCGUGCAGGGUGGUUGGGGUGUCGGAAUGAACGUUCCAAAUACAACCGAAGAUGCAUUAAUGAGGAGAGAGGGCUAUCGCAAGAUCACCCAAUCAGCUAGGGAAGCGAAGCACUUAGGAUACCAAUGGGUCUGGAUAGAUACAUGCUGCAUCGACAAGACUUCGAGUGCAGAGCUCCAAGAGUCCAUCAACUCUAUGUACAAGUGGUAUAAAGAGUCGGCAGUAUGUCUGGUCUUUCUAAAUGACAUUGCGCCGGAUGUUGCAGCAACCAUAGAUACACAAGCGACUUUUGAAGCGGCAAGCAAUGCGUUCACGAACUCCCGGUGGAUUACCAGAGGUUGGACUCUUCAAGAGCUUGUUGCCCCCACAUCUGUACGAUUUUACUACCAGGAUUGGACACUCAUGGGAGACAAGCGCGAGUUUCUUGAGGAGCUCUCCGAUGCGACCGGUAUACCAAUCUUCGUUCUCGAAAAUGGCGAGCUAAGCGAGCUUUCUCUGGCUGAACGAAUGUCGUGGGCUUGUUACAGACAAACAACAAGGAUAGAGGAUAUGGCAUAUUGUCUUCUAGGCAUUUUCGACAUCCAGAUGCCGCUCCUUUACGGGGAGGGAGAGAAAGCCUUCAUCCGCCUUCAGGAAGAGAUCCUCAAAACAACGGACGACUAUACGCUCUUCGCCUGGCGAGCCGUUGGUCCAGAAUCCCCUUCAGCCCCAAAGUCUACCUAUAGGGGUCUACUUGCACGCUCACCUCUCGAGUUUCGUGAUUGUCGUUCUGUGGAGCGCGAGAAUACAACGAGCACAUUCCCUAUGAGCGCGACUGCUAUAGGGCUCCACCUCGAAUUGGAGUUUCUGAACGAUCCAAAAGAUAGAACCCGGUUUCUAGCUCUGAUUCGGUGUAGUAAUUCUCUGAAUCAGCGUCUUGCUAUAUAUCUGAAAUGUCUGGACGGCGGCCACCAGUACGCCCGUGUCGAAGCAGGCUCGCUGGUCCCAAUUGACAAUUGGCCCACGGGCCAGCCCCGCUCCAUCUACGUAAAACAGAAGCUAUGCAUCCCACGGGACUUCUACGCUGUGGAGAUGCGUUGCAUUCGCGUACAGCGCCGCUUCGACAAUCACUCCAUUCCACCAACAGUCAAGAUAUCCUCCAUCUUUCCGCCCUCGGCUUGGAACCCGCAGACUCAUGAGCUUGCCAUACCUUCGACUACUCUCGAAUUCUUUGCCGUUCUCUUCCUACGCGCACAGUCAUCGCCCUAUGGUUCGUCUACCAUUUUCCAGGUCAUUGUUGGGUUCAAUCGAAGGAGCAAGCACUACUGGUGCAAAGCGAUACAGCGCAAAUGGCCGGAAGUGAACGUGGAUCCGUUGCGGUGGCACGCAGCGAUCAAGAAAGCGCUGCCGAUGGAGAUCAACGAUCCAUUACUGAAGGGCGAUGUGAGGCAUGAUAUCUUUGUUGUCGCAGAGAGCGGGAUGGGGAUCAACGUUGAGGUGGGAGCGGGCUUGAGUGGGGACCACAUAGCAUUGCAGCUUCUUAUCGAUGGGCUUGUGAAGGGGCCGUGA